Messenger RNA from Adineta ricciae, 540 nucleotides. NCBI's taxonomy places the organism in Eukaryota, Metazoa, Rotifera, Eurotatoria, Adinetida, Adinetidae. The record is from the annotation of a GenBank genome assembly.
AUGAUGGAUUGGUCGAAAAAGAAAACUGAUCUUUUGAAUAUUCUCGGAAGCCGUUUUCGAAGCUUAAGCCUGCACCGAAGUAAAAAUCGAAGCAGUUACCUGGCGGUUGACCCACAUAUUCGAAUACCCAUCAUUCUCAAUACGGUGAACGUGACACAAUCGUCAACGCAAACAAUUCCGAUUAAUGUGAAUAACAAUGCUGAACAUAUCAAAGCUCCUGACAACGCUCGACAUCGAAGUCGUCGUCGAAAACAUCAACAACGUUUUAGUAAAUGCUUAGCUGAAUUAACCGAAAAAUAUCCGCCGAUUCCUGCACAUGAAUAUUUAAAAGACGAUAAAUCAAUCAACGAGGAUUCGAAAAAGAGUUGCUAUUCGUCAAUAUCAACGAAUUCAGAAAUAACUUCGUGUAUUUGGUCAAAACUAUUGGAAAGUCGAGAAGAUCUAUUCAAAUUGAAUAAAACACUUGAAGACUUGGACAAACGUUUAGAGCGUCUGUCAUCAAACAUGUGUUCCAAAUGUAAAUUCAAACACGUUUUUUAA